Messenger RNA from Drosophila gunungcola (fruit fly), 1650 nucleotides. Its product is annotated as glycoprotein-N-acetylgalactosamine 3-beta-galactosyltransferase 1. The transcript is spliced from 3 exons. Lineage: Eukaryota; Metazoa; Arthropoda; Insecta; Diptera; Drosophilidae. The coding region runs from base 227 to 1591 and encodes 454 amino acids. The record is from RefSeq and is a predicted model, not a curated record. Gene Ontology annotation, molecular function: N-acetylgalactosaminide beta-1,3-galactosyltransferase activity. Gene Ontology annotation, cellular component: membrane.
AGACUAAGUUUAUGUUGCUCAGUCGGCUUACAAACGCAUUCGGGUUCAGUUCUAGCUGAAAAUGGAGUCUACACGUUUUGACAUAUUUGUUAGACAAUAAGAAAUUGGACACAUAACCAACUAAUUGUUUGCACAAGUGAACUUCUGACGGUUUGAGCUAUUCGAGUUCCCAGUUGAAAGGGAAAUUUUCAGUGAUCUAAAAUAUUUGGUGAAGUAAAGUGCAAAAAUGACAAGUGCAAGUCUUCUAUCGCGUUCUCUUCUUACAGAAGCACCUCGCUCCAAGAAUCGCUCGGUGUUGGCCCUGAUUGUGGGCAUGGUGGUGGGCUACUGCAUGUCCCAAAUCUUCUCCAGCAUUGUGCCGCACGAGAGCCUGUAUCCGUAUCUCAGUCGACGCCUGAGCCUGCCCAGCAAUUUGCAACCGGGGGAUAGUGGUAUCCAGAGCACCUUGACACCGGAACACAAUCCCUUUCAGCACAGUCAUGCCGAUGACAACACCACAGUAGCCGAGCAGCUGAAGAAGGAGGUACGCAUCCUCUGCUGGGUGAUGACCAAUCCCACCAAUCACAAAAUGAAAGCCCGUCACGUGAAAAGGACGUGGGGCAAACGCUGCAAUAUCCUGCUGUUCAUGAGUUCUGGCGAGGAUGAGGAGCUGCCCACAGUGCGGUUAAAUGUGGGCGAAGGCCGUGAGAAUCUGUGGGCCAAGGUCAAGGAGGCGUUUAAGUACGUCUACAAGCAUCACUACAACGAUGCCGACUUCUUUUACAAGGCCGAUGACGAUACUUAUGCGGUCAUAGAGAAUAUGCGGUAUAUGCUCUAUCCGUACAGUCCCGAGACACCCGUACACUUUGGCUUUAAGUUCAAGCCAUUCGUGAAACAGGGAUACAUGUCCGGCGGAGCGGGCUACAUACUCAGCAAAGAGGCACUGCGUCGAUUUGUCGUCGAGGGCAUUCCGAAUCCGAAGAUGUGUCUGCCGGGCACGGUGGUCAACGAGGACAUUGAAAUCGGACGCUGCAUGGAGCACCUGAAUGUUACGGCCGGCGAUUCCAGAGAUGAGAUCGGACGAGGUCGCAUGUUUCCAUUUGUCCCUGAACAUCACUUGAUUCCGGCCAAAUGGGACAAGAACUUUUGGUACUGGAACUAUCUUUACUACAAAACAGAUGACGGUCUGGACUGCUGCUCGGAUUUGGCCAUCUCCUUCCAUUAUGUGGCCCCAAAUCUGAUGUAUGUGCUGGAUUAUCUCAUCUAUCAUUUGAAGCCGUAUGGAUUGAUGCGAUCUCUGGAAGCUUUGCCUGCCAAACUAAAAGUGGAUGAGUUGCUACUCGCUCCCGUAGAACGUCCUUUGGCCAGCAAUGAGGACUCCGCGGAUGAUAUGGACAGGAUAUGGACGACCACAACCGAGAAGCCAAAGGAACCCGAUGCCAGGGAAAUGGACUCCAAGGAGGUGGAAAAAGAAGAGGCUAAAUAUGGGGAAAAACUUUCAAAGGAAGCUGAGGAAAAGGACGAAACUAGACAAACUGAUGAUGACUAUGAAAAUACGGAUGAGAAAAAGGAUAAGGGUUCCAGGUCCAAGGAAACUUCGAAAAAGCAUUAGAAUUGUUUUGAGUUUAGUGUUUAUACUGUUGAUAAAAUCAAAUCUUAAAGUCUAGUAAG